AUGGAUCAGCCUCUCAGAACCCUACCGAGAGGAGAGAUCAGCCUCUCAGAACCCUACCCAGAGGAGAGAUCAGCCUCUCAGAACCCUACCCAGAGGAGAGAUCAGCCUCUCAGAACCCUACCCAGAGGAGAGAUCAGCCUCUCAGAACCCUACCCAGAGGAGAGAUCAGCCUCUCAGAACCCUACCCAGAGGAGAGAUCAGCCUCUCAGAACCCUACCCAGAGGAGAGAUCAGCCUCUCAGAACCCUACCCAGAGGAGAGAUCAGCCUCUCAGAACCCUACCCAGAGGAGGGAUCAGCCUCUCAGAACCCUACCCAGAGGAGGGAUCAGCCUCUCAGAACCCUACCCAGAGGAGAGAUCAGCCUCUCAGAACCCUACCCAGAGGAGAGAUCAGCCUCUCAGAACCCUACCCAGAGGAGGGAUCAGCCUCUCAGAACCCUACCCAGAGGAGGGAUCAGCCUCUCAGAACCCUACCCAGAGGAGGGAUCAGCCUCUCAGAACCCUACCCAGAGGAGAGAUCAGCCUCUCAGAACCCUACCCAGAAGGAGAGAUCAGCCUCUCAGAACCCUACCCAGAGGAGGGAUCAGCCUCUCAGAACCCUACCCAGAGGAGGGAUCAGCCUCUCAGAACCCUACCCAGAGGAGAGAUCAGCCUCUCAGAACCCUACCCAGAGGAGAGAUCAGCCUCUCAGAACCCUACCCAGAGGAGAGAUCAGCCUCUCAGAACCCUACCCAGAGGAGAGAUCAGCCUCUCAGAACCCUACCCAGAGGAGGGAUCAGCCUCUCAGAACCCUACCCAGAGGAGGGAUCAGCCUCUCAGAACCCUACCCAGAGGAGAGAUCAGCCUCUCAGAACCCUACCCAGAGGAGAGAUCAGCCUCUCAGAACCCUACCCAGAGGAGGGAUCAGCCUCUCAGAACCCUACCCAGAGGAGGGAUCAGCCUCUCAGAACCCUACCCAGAGGAGGGAUCAGCCUCUCAGAACCCUACCCAGAGGAGAGAUCAGCCUCUCAGAACCCUACCCAGAGGAGAGAUCAGCCUCUCAGAACCCUACCCAGAGGAGAGAUCAGCCUCUCAGAACCCUACCCAGAGGAGAGAUCAGCCUCUCAGAACCCUACCCAGAGGAGAGAUCAGCCUCUCAGAACCCUACCCAGAGGAGAGAUCAGCCUCUCAGAACCCUACCGAGAAGAGAGAUCAGCCUCUCAGAACCCUACCCAGAGGAGGGAUCAGCCUCUCAGAACCCUACCCAGAGGAGGGAUCAGCCUCUCAGAACCCUACCCAGAGGAGAGAUCAGCCUCUCAGAACCCUACCCAGAGGAGAGAUCAGCAUCUCAGAACCCUACCCAGAGGAGAGAUCAGCCUCUCAGAACCCUACCCAGAGGAGGGAUCAGCCUCUCAGAACCCUACCCAGAGGAGGGAUCAGCCUCUCAGAACCCUACCCAGAGGAGAGAUCAGCCUCUCAGAACCCUACCCAGAGGAGAGAUCAGCCUCUCAGAACCCUACCCAGAGGAGAGAUCAGCCUCUCAGAACCCUACCCAGAGGAGAGAUCAGCCUCUCAGAACCCUACCCAGAGGAGAGAUCAGCCUCUCAGAACCCUACCCAGAGGAGGGAUCAGCCUCUCAGAACCCUACCCAGAGGAGGGAUCAGACUCUCAGAACCCUACCCAGAGGAGAGAUCAGCCUCUCAGAACCCUACCGAGAAGAGAGAUCAGCCUCUAA
This is a messenger RNA of Oncorhynchus keta (chum salmon), 1713 nucleotides long. RefSeq lists its product as uncharacterized. The record is from RefSeq and is a predicted model, not a curated record. NCBI's taxonomy places the organism in Eukaryota, Metazoa, Chordata, Actinopteri, Salmoniformes, Salmonidae. The transcript has 2 exons. Bases 1 to 1713 code for a protein of 570 amino acids.